AAAAUAAUAAAAUAAAAAUUAAACGCGGCUGCUGAAUACACCAAAAACCAAAACCGGAGAGAGAGAGGAAUGUGCUAAUUCGAUUCCAGCUGAAGAAAUCGUACCAAAACGAUUCCGAAGCUGUAAGCUUUCAGAGGAAGAAAACAAUAUCGAAGCAAUUUUUCAUUGGGUUUAAGUUGAAUAGUUUGAUAUUUAAGAGUUGAAUCAUUCAACGUUGUUGAAUCCUGGGGGGGUGUGAUUCGCGAUCGGGGUUGGGUUUGAUUGUUUCAGAGGAAAUCCUUGGUGGGUUUUUCUUUCUGUGAAAUGGGUCGGGGAGAGUUUUGGAUUUGGAGGCGGGGAUGCGAAGAGGGAGCUCUGGGUUUGAGGGUUUGAUUAAAAAGUUGUUCUCUUUUACCUUUUUUUUUUUUUUUAAAAAAAAAAAAAAAAAAAAUUCUGGAUGAUUUCUGUUGGGGAUGGAAGGAAGGGGCUAGGGUUAGGAUUUGGUGGUGGGAGAGAGAUGGACGAGAAUGAGCUUGAAGAAGGCGAAGCUUGUUCGUACCGGAACGACAACGACGAUUACGACGCCAGCAUCGACCCAGAUGUUGCUCUGUCUUACAUUGAUGAGAAACUUCAAAAUGUUUUGGGACACUUUCAGAAAGAUUUUGAAGGUGGGGUUUCUGCAGAGAAUUUAGGAGCAAAGUUUGGAGGGUAUGGCUCGUUUUUACCUUCCUAUCAGCGAUCUCCUGUUUGUCCUCAUCCAAGGAGUCCUCCAAAAGUUCAGUACUCCAGCACAGCCAGAUCUCCCAACAAUUCUCUAUUGGAGGGUGGCCAUCACAACUCUUCAGUUUCUUCAACUGCACCUCAGUCAGUGAGACUUGUAGCAGCUUCCACUAGUUCCACAUCAUUGCCUGUAUUGAAGGAACCAUCCACGAAGGACUCUGUCAAACAAGAUGUCGGAACACCGUCUACUCGUGCUGAGGAAGUCAGUACUAGAUAUGAAUCUGAAAACAAGAAACUUACUAAUUUAUCAGACCAGAAAACACUAAAGGUUCGAAUCAAAGUGGGUUCUGAUAACUUGUCAAUACGAAAAAAUGCUGCAAUUUACAGCGGCCUUGGUCUUGAUGUCUCACCAUCGUCAUCAUUGAAUGACAGCCCUUCAGAAAGUGAAGGGAUGUCCCGGGAGCCCCAAGGUGUCCCAUUUGAAUCCCCCUCCAGUAUUCUUCAGAUUAUGACAUCCUUUCCGGUGUACGGGGAUCUACUCUUAUCACCCCUUUCCCAUGAUCUUAUUGACUUGAGUGAAAAGGAAAAGCUUAUGAAAGAUUAUAGAUCUAUGCCUGUGAGCAGGGGUGGCUUGGAAAGUUUGAACACGCUACCAAAUGGGUCUGAUUCUAGAAAGGCUGAUGGGAAAGUGUUAGGAGAAAAGAAAAUGAAAUCUUUGAAGCGAAAUGAUCUUUCAGCAGAAUUGAAGAGUUGUAAUAGUAAUGGUGCUUGGAAGGGAAAUGGGUUUAUAUCGAGGAAGGAACCAGACAUUGAUAUGUUGGCUUGUGAGGAGCUUGUUUCUAAGACUCUGAAGCUGCCGCUUCUUUCUAAUUCAAAUUACGCUGUUGGUGACAUGGAAAAAGGUACAGAUCGGGCCUCUGAUGCAUUAAGGGAAGCCAAUAUGGGUUUGCUAAAGGACAAAGAUUUCUCUGAGCUACCUAAAGAGGAACCGUUGGGGCCGACAUUCUCUCAAGAGGAUGGCUGGUUUGAGAAGUCAAAGGCUGGUUCAGCUGGAAAGUUUUGUGAAGAUAAGAAAGCAAGUUCUCUUGAUGACAUUUCAGUAUAUCCAAAAAAAGCUGCCCAUCCCAACAGAGAGAAAAGUUAUGACUCAGUAAAGUCUGAUUCAAAUGUUUAUAAGGGAAGGAAAGCUCUAAACACUGAACUCACAGAUCCUUUAAAGGACAAGGCUAAUCAGAAAGCUACUGUCCAUGAAAAAGACAGUAUGGGAUUGCCUCCUGAGAAGGAACAUUCUCUUUCUGGGAGUAAGAAAAAAUCAAAGGGAAGUCAAAGUAAUGGCACCCACGCUGCAGAGGUACCAAAAGUAAGCUUGAGGGUUGGUUCUUCGUCAGUUCCCAAAACAAAAAAGAGCACUCAUGCAGACAAUUAUACCUCUAAAAGUGAAGUGGAGGACUUGAAAUUACAAAAGGAUCUUGGAAGAGCUGGAGAAAAAUAUGGAGAUUUCUUUGGGAAAUUGGAAGAAGAGAACCAAAUGGAAUUGGAAGUGCCUUCUGAAGAUAAGGACUUCGAGGUGGUUGAGAAAAGCAUAGCUUCCAUUAACAAUGCUUCAGGUGAAAAAUCAAGCGAUAAGAAAUUUGAUAAGCUGUUGACAUCAGAGGCUCAUCCUAAAGUGGUUUCAAAUGGAGGUCCAUGCUAUGGGAAUGGGCCCAUUUCUAAUGCAGUUCCAGCAACAGGGGCUCCUUCAGUGAUAGACCUCGAUACUUGGGUGCAGUGUGACAGGUGUCAUAAAUGGCGGCUUCUUCCUUUUGGUACAAGCCCUAAAGACCUACCAGAGAAGUGGCUAUGUAGCAUGCUAGACUGGCUGCGUGGAAUGAAUCGGUGUAGUGUCACCCAGGAGGAAACAACAAAAGCUCUAUUCGCACUGUACCAAGUUCCUGCUCCUGAAAGUCAAACUAUGCAUGGUAAUCUUGGUGGGGUUAUAACUGGAGUAACCUUGGCUAAUGGUCGGCACCCUGACCAAAACCACCAAAAUAUUGGUGUACCUGCUAUGCCUUGUGGUGGAAAAAAGAAAGAUGGAUUAAAAGAACCAUCAGAUGCAACAUAUAAAGAUGGUCCCCCUCAAUUGUCAAAUUCAAUGAAGAAAAACUUGCCAGCUUCAGUGAAAGGUAGGAGCCUAAAUGAUGUGAGCCAAUCUCCUCUGAUGGGAGAACCCGAUUUUCAGCAGCAAAGCAAGUCCAGUGAACUACCUGUGAAAAAACAUAAAGAGAAGCAAAAAGUACGUGACAACUAUUCUGAUGGAGGUGAUACAAAGAAUUUAAAGAUGAAAAGCAGAAAGGAUAAUAGUGAUCAAGAUUGUUCUAGAGCUUCCAAGAAAAUCAAGACUGAAGUUAUGCAUUUUACUGAUAAAGAUGGGAUGUCGGACCACGGUGUGCCCGCUGGGAAGAUAGGUCCUACUGCAAAUAGUGGUUUUUCUACUGCAUUAUCUGAGAGGGAUCAGCCUAAAUACAACGAACGCUCCUUGUUUAAGGACUCAAGGGAUGAUACAACGGGCGACUUACAUGUUUCUGUUAAGAAGGCAAAACACACUGUUUCAGUUCCCUUGGAAAUGGGAACCUCUGAUGGUAGAGAAAACUCUGAAAAGAGGAAAGUGAGGGACAACGAUGACUACCGGAAGGAAAGGAAGUUAAGGGUAUCCAAGUCUGAGGGGAAAGAAUCCAGGGCAAGUAGAGACAGUGGCAGAACAGACAAAAAAAGUAGUCGUGCAAAGAACCACCAACUUGGGAAAGAUCUAGAGAGCAAUCUGUCUCAGCGAAGCUUGGAUUGUAUGGAUUCUUUGAGAAGGGAUGUGGGAUCUCUGCAGCCUUCCAUGGCAGCUACUUCAAGCUCUUCUAAGGUUUCUGGUUCCCAUAAAACAAAGGCCAGCUUCCAGGAAGUGAAAGGCUCACCAGUUGAAUCAGUUUCUUCAUCACCUAUGAGAAUUUCUAAUUCAGAAAAGCUUACAUCAGCAAGUAGGGACCUCAAGGGGAAAGAUGACCAUCCAGAUACUGGUCUCUUUGCCAUAGGUAGUCCAAGAAGGUGCUCGGAUGCUGAAGAUAAUGAUGGGAGUGAUCGAUCUGGGACAGCAAGGAAGGACCAAACAUUCAGUGUGGCUUAUCACAGGCCCCUUGGGUCCUCUGAGCUUGAUUUUCAAGACAGGGAUUUUACUCACGUAUCAGAUGGUAAAGCUAGAACUCAGAUUGUGCCUUCUCCUAAUAUUGCAAACAGCCAUUUUACAAAUGGUGGGGUCUAUAAUUUAGGCCAGGAUACUCCAUAUCCUAGUAAACAACAGUCUUCAAAUCAAUGCCACGAUGAUGAUAGACAGACUGACAGUCAUCCUCGUACUAAUGAGUCUCGUCCAAGGAAGUCUGGAAAGGGGUCCUCUUCACGGUUGAAGGACAAAAACCGGAGUUUUAAAACUGACUUUGAUAUGGAUAAGGUCAAGAUUUCUGAUUCUCUCUUUGACCUUCAAGACCACCCUCCUUCCCAUGAAGUAAAACCUAGGGAUGGUAAAAACCAGUUGCAGGAGAAGUUUGGAAUCAAGUCAGAUGAAGCUGACAACAAAUAUGUCAGUAAGAAAGAUCCUGCAGGAAAACUGUCAAGUGAGAGUAGUAAAAGAGAGAGCCAGUUAAAGCUUGGAGAGCAUGAUGGUCCACACAUCAAAGUAGAUUCUACCUGCCGACUGGAUGCAUUGUCUACAGCAAAGCAAAAUCUGCAGCAAGACUGUGAUGGUGAAAGAUCUUCAAAGAGGUUCCCUUCUGACAAAACUGAUCAAGUUGGGCUACUUUCUGGGAGAGGGAAGUCACUACCACUACCACCGUCUGGAGGACCUCAAAUUGAGACACUGAACCGUUGUCCCAGACCAGCAACUGGGUCCCAAAAUGGAAAUGGAGUAGAUAGUUCAGCAGUUGAUGCCUCUGAAGGUGAUGAUGCAUAUAAGAUGCGAAAACAAAUGAGAAAGGCUGAUCAGCAGAAUGGAACUCAGCACAUUAGUUCAAGACAUUCCACACCGAAUGGGCAGAAGGGCAGGGAACUUGAUGCCCCUAGUCCAGCUAGAAGAGAUUCCUCCAGCCAGGCUGCUAACAACGCUCUGAAAGAAGCUAAAGAUCUAAAACACUUGGCCGAUCGUCUUAAGAACUCUGGGUCAAUUCUUGAGAGUACAGGACUUUACUUUGAGGCGGCCCUCAAGUUUCUUUAUGGAGCCUCUCUAUUGGAGUCUGGGCACUGUGAGAGUUCCAAACAUAGUGAGAUAAUUCAAUCGAAGCAAGUGUAUAGCAGCACCGCAAAACUAUGCGAGUAUUGUGCCCAUGAAUAUGAGAAAUCCAAACACAUGGCUGCUGCUGCUCUGGCCUACAAAUGCAUGGAGGUGGCUUAUAUGAGGGUAGUUUAUUUCUCACAUACUAGUGCAAGUAGAGAUCGCCACCAGUUGCAGACUGCUCUACAAAUGGUUCCUCCUGGUGAGUCUCCUUCUUCAUCUGCCUCUGAUCUUGACAACUUAAACAACCCCACCACAGUGGACAAGGUUACCUUAUCAAAGGGUGUUAGCUCUCCCCAAGUUGCUGGAAACCAUGUCAUUGCUGCCCAAAGCCGUCCCAACUUUGUGCGGUUGCUCAGUUUUGCACAGGAUGUAAAUUUUGCAAUGGAAGCCUCAAGGAAAUCACGGCUUGCUUUUGCAGCUGCUAAUGUAAGCUUGGGUGAGAACAAAGUUGGGGAGAGUAUCUCUUCCAUUAAAAGGGCUCUUGAUUUUAACUUCCAAGAUGUUGAGGGAUGUCUACGUUUGGUACGGCUUGCGAUGGAGGCCAUUAGCCGUUAAAGAAUCAAAAGUGGUUAUGGAGACAAUUCAACCCUGGGAAGAAAGUAAUUUUGGUUGGUGUAUCCUGUGUAUUAAGCCUUUAAGGAACAAAAGAAAAGAGGCUGACCUGGAUCUCUCUGCCACACUGCAUGAUAGUUCUCGCGAGACUGGUCCUCACCAACUUGCAAAGUUAGUGCACUCUAUACAUUUUUUGUGAUGCAAGAUGAGUAAUGGCAUCUUCAAAUGAACAUUUUAAGGGGCUGUAUCUGCUUUCUGAAUUGGACAAGGGACAAAUUGAGGAAGUGUGAAUCACUUAAGGUUCUGCCAAAAUGAUUUUGAGAUUUUUGAUGUAUAUGGAUGGAUAUAUGAUCCUUCAGGAUUGUGGUUGAAGAUAUAAUGGUUGGGGUGUUUGAAUUUUGAUACCAAAACUUCAAUUGGCCUCUUUUUUCUUCGAAGGAAGUUGUAGUUCUUCUGUCCUGUCAAUUUGAUGUUUACUUUGUUUGGAGACAACUUGAAGCAUGGGGAGCUGCCCGAAUGUGCAUCGACUCUGUCAUAUUGGUUUACCAGCACCGACACUUCAGAGUAUAGAGCAUAAAAGAAAUGGCAGUCUCAUGUGGUCUUCUAUAGUUUCUAUUAUUGUAGGUGGGAAUAAUGUUCUCUUUAUUGUUGAUAGACACAAGCAGGAAUAAGUCAGCAAAAAUUGUAUAAAAGAAAGUAAAUCACAGUAAUAACCAUGCAGCUUUCAGAACUGCAUUCAUCAAGUGUUUUCCUUAAGAGUGUCUAUAUUUGUAAAUAUGCAAAUCAUUGAUUCACAUUCAUACCAGAACAGCUUAAGUUUCUUUUUUCAAAAGGCUGGAGGGAGUGUAAUACCAUACCAUCAGCUAGCGGCAUUUGGAUCCAAUAGUAACAGGUUAAGUAAUUAAAACGCAGUGGCCAUGGAAGCAUGGUUGGCAGCAGUGGAAAAUUUGACUUCUCUAUUCCCAUCACCAUCACUCUACUUUGUCUCUUUUAUUUUUAGUUGAUUUGUAAAUUGUAAUUAACUCAUUAAUGACGAGAUUUUUGACCCCUCUCCGGACUUGCAUACCCUUACACCUGUAUAAUGAUAGUAACAUUUGUCCAAUUCUUCUUAAUAAAAUCUUAUAUCUUUUAAUUUUUCAA
Alnus glutinosa is the source of this 6682-nucleotide messenger RNA. Its product is annotated as cysteine-tryptophan domain-containing zinc finger protein 7. Bases 437 to 5545 code for a protein of 1702 amino acids. The record is from RefSeq and is a predicted model, not a curated record. The transcript is spliced from 14 exons. Gene Ontology annotation, molecular function: zinc ion binding. Lineage: Eukaryota; Viridiplantae; Streptophyta; Magnoliopsida; Fagales; Betulaceae.